Haemonchus placei is the source of this 1350-nucleotide messenger RNA. The record is from the annotation of a GenBank genome assembly. NCBI's taxonomy places the organism in Eukaryota, Metazoa, Nematoda, Chromadorea, Rhabditida, Trichostrongylidae.
AUGGAAAACAAAAGGUUUGGAACCGUUCGCUCACCAACGUCGUGGGAAAGACCAACAGAGGCAAAUGUGGACAGGAUCAAGAGCGUUGAAAUUGAACCAACCCAGAUCGUUAUCACAACGACCAAACAAGGACCAGUAGAUUCGCUGAAGAUACACAUCGAAUUGGUUGAUUUGAAAGACAACCGCACCCUGCCUCCUGUUGAGCUUUUCGGACUUUUUCUCGUCGUCGCAAGAGGCAGAUAUACCAUACCGUUUUUGAAACCCGAAAGAUGGUAUGGGCUGCGCUUUACUAGUGAGAAUGAGUUGAAUGGGGAGGCGAAUGUUCAUAGAGAGACUCGAUUGUUGAGAACGGCAAGCAGACAGCAAACUGGAUUCACUCCCAAUCAGCUAAACCUCUGGCCAGCCAUCAAUUUUUGCAAACAGUGCACUUUUGCCGAGCAUCAGAACGAAUCCCCCGAGAAGCAAAGACCGGGUGUCGUGAUGCACAGAAACCUUGAUGGCGAAGAGAGCGCAGAACGCCUGUACGUGACAUCAAAGUGGACAGGACAAGAGCGCAGUGGAGCUGUUUGUACGCUGGUCUACGUGAAAGUGCAUUGCGAAUCAUCCUCGACUACAGAACAGAUGAUCCUCCACAAUGAUGAGGAUUCUAUCACUAUUGAAAUAUCUAUGGACCUUCUCUAUGAUAUCAAAAACCUCAACGAUACCAUUCAUCAAGUGCUCGCUCACAUUACUCCACUGAAGUGUCACAACAAUUUCAGUACAGCGUCCACGAAUGGCACUUUUCAUCUUCCACUCUCGCCUGACGCUGUGUAUGCAGCUCAGUACCAAUACACAAAGGUCAAACCAAUUCAUUUUACAACCACGGAGCAUUUCCUCAUCGAAACAGCGUCCAUGAAUUCUUCGAAAUUCUCAUAUCCCCUCGUUGUUGCCAAAUUCCACACCGAGAAUCGAACCCGUAAUGACAGUGAACCUCUGCCUGUUCCUUUGAUCACCUUCAGCCGAGGAGACGCCUAUACAAACAGAGAGGUCAAACUGCAUCUGGGACCUUUCUGUGAGAAUAAGGAGAGCUCUACGGAGGUUCUCAGUGAUGCACAGAGCAGUUUUACGAUGAAUCUAGUUCAAGCGAUCUGUUCGCAGAGCCCCAAUGCUACUUUUUGUGAGCACGGAACGAACUAUACCAAAUGUGGCCCGAUUCUGUGCUACUCAAUGAGCGUAGCAGUCCAUGGCGAUGAGUAUCCGUCAGACGUCCGCUGCCACAACGUUACCCAACACUUUUCUCUGGAGUCCCUCUCACCCUCUUGUUCCCGAACCUUCAUUUCUUUGCUCAUCUUGAUUUUGUUAGUGAUUUAG